ACUGCUUUGUCUGAGAAUUGUGUCAAUAUUGAAAACUUAAAAAAGGCAUUACCAAAGAAGAUUUUACUGAUUCAUGGUGAUAAGGACUAUACUGUGCCUGUUGAAGCAACCUUGCAAUUUCACCAAGUUCUCCUGGAUCUCAAAAUUGAGGGUAUUAGACUAUGUCAGUACCCAGGAAUGAACCACGAAGAUCCAGUUGUAGUCACGAAAUUCGCACCCUCACCGUUACCAGACGCGUCAACCACCAUAGCGUACGAGGAUACAGGAGAGGAAGCGAAACCAGCGAUACUACUUGUUCCCGGGCUCGGGGAUGCAAGACAGAGCUACCGCUUCAUAGCACCGAAGCUCCAUAGGGAUGGGAGAUAUCGAAUCAUUGUUAUGGACUUGCGAGGAGCCGGGGAGAGUUCUGUUGGCUUCUCGUCUUAUACACCCGAAGACGUGGCAGGAGAUAUGAUCGCCGUUUUAAAUCAUGCGCGUGUUGUGAAACCGGCCGUACUCGUUGGUCAUUCAUUAUCGGCUGCUUCAGCCAAUAUCGUGGCUGUCAAACAUCCUGACAGAGUGCAGGGUAUAGUCAUAUUAAACGGAUUGGUAAGGGACUUGCCUGCAGAUAAGUAUUUUCGUCCGAUAUGCGGUCCACUGUUCUCGUCUUUCUGGGGUGCGUCCGUAUGGAUAAUGUACUGGAAAUCCUUAUUCACCGAUCAAUCGAAAAAACCUGCCGACUUGGAAGAGUAUGCUACUUCUUUGAAGGAAAUGCUUCAAGAAAAAGGGAAAUUAGCCGUAAUGGUUGCAUUCAUAAAGGCAACCAAAGAACCAGCAUGGAAGCUUGUACCAGAGGUCCAAGCACCUGUAUUGUUGAUCUACGGUGAUAAAGAUCCCGACUUUUCCGAUGCAGCGGCAGAACCGAUGCUAUUAGAAGAGAGCUAUAAGAAAUCUUCAAAGAUCGAGGCUUUUAUCAUCGAGGGACUUGGUCAUUAUCCGGUGAGUGAUAAGAAUAUCGUCAAAUAA
Messenger RNA from Paraglomus occultum, 1005 nucleotides. The record is from the annotation of a GenBank genome assembly. Lineage: Eukaryota; Fungi; Glomeromycota; Glomeromycetes; Paraglomerales; Paraglomeraceae.